Halteromyces radiatus is the source of this 1371-nucleotide messenger RNA. RefSeq names its product amidophosphoribosyltransferase. Gene Ontology annotation, biological process: purine nucleotide biosynthetic process; purine nucleobase biosynthetic process. Bases 1 to 1371 code for a protein of 456 amino acids. Gene Ontology annotation, molecular function: amidophosphoribosyltransferase activity. Lineage: Eukaryota; Fungi; Mucoromycota; Mucoromycetes; Mucorales; Cunninghamellaceae. Gene Ontology annotation, cellular component: cytoplasm. The record is from RefSeq and is a predicted model, not a curated record. The transcript is spliced from 5 exons.
AUGGUUAGAGAUGUUUUUAACGAAUCUCAACUUUCUGGACUUAUUGGUAGUCUUGGUAUUGGUCAUGUACGUUACCCUACUGCUGGAUCAUCUUCUAUCACCGAAGCUCAACCUUUCUAUGUCAAUUCACCUUAUGGUAUUGUGUUUGCCCAUAAUGGUAACCUUACUAAUGCUGACGAGCUCCGUGUGUUUUUGGAUAAGAUUGCUCAUCGUCAUAUCAAUACUGACUCUGACUCUGAACUUUUGUUGAAUGUGCUGGCCAACAAUCUUCAAAAGACUGGUAAAUUCCGUGUAAAUCAAGAAGAUAUUUUCACUGCCAUCAAAGAUCUCUAUCGUCAAAUCCGUGGUGGUUAUGCUUGUGUUGCUAUGAUUGCUGGUUAUGGUAUCAUUGGUUUCCGUGAUCCUCAUGGUAUUCGUCCUCUUGUUCUUGGUCGUCGAAAGACAGUAGCUGGUUAUGAUUAUAUGCUUGCUUCUGAAAGUGUGGUUUUAGAUUCUCUUGGUUUUACUGAUGUGGAAGAUGUCAAGCCUGGAGAAGCCAUCAUUAUCACUCAAGAUUCAUUAUUACGUCGUGUCCUUGCUGUUAGUGAUCGUAUUGCUCCUUGUAUCUUUGAAUACGUUUACUUUGCUCGUCAAGAUAGUAUCAUGGAUGGUAUCUCUGUUUAUAAGGCUCGUUUAAGUAUGGGUGAAGCUUUAGCUGAUCAAGUUGUGAAAUCUCUUGGGGAUAACAUGGAUAUUGAUGUUGUCAUUCCUGUUCCUGAUACAAGUCGUGUUGCUGCUAUUCAACUUUCUCGUAAACUCAACAUUCCUUACCGUGAAGGUUUCAACAAGAACAGAUAUGUUGGUAGAACCUUUAUUAUGCCUGGUCAACAAACGAGACGCAAAAAUGUUCGCCGAAAAUUGAACGCCAUGGCUCUUGAAUUCAGUGGAAAGAAUGUAUUACUCGUGGAUGAUUCUAUUGUUCGUGGUACAACUUCAAAGGAAAUUAUCCAAAUGGCUCGUGAAGCUGGUGCUAAAAAGGUAUACUUUGCCUCUUGUGCUCCUGCCAUUCGAUACCCCAAUGUUUAUGGUAUUGAUAUGCCUACCCGUACUGAAUUAGUGGCUCAUGGAAGAAAUGAUCAAGAAGUGGCUGAAGAAAUUGGUGCUGACAAGGUGAUCUAUCAAGAUUUGCAUGAUCUUGUGGAAUCCGUCCGAAAAUUCAAUCCUGCUAUUGAAAAGUUUGAUACUUCUGUAUUUGACAAAUGCUAUGUUACUGGUGAUGUGGAUGAAGAAUAUAUGGCUUCUUUGGAAAAUGGUGGUGGCCGAUCUAGUGAAAGUGGUCGCUUAAGUAUUGAUAGUGAUUGUGUUGGUCUUUACAAUAGUUUUACUCGAUAG